AUGACACUACGUGAGAACACUUUCGCUGUACUGGACGGUGGACCUCCUGGUGUGGACCUGAAGCUGCAUAAUUCAGAUGAGCUUCACCAAUUACCAAUUGCACAAAUGGGCAAUUACGAGGAAUAUAUCAAAGGACUGGCUGCCGUUGGACGUGGUCCUCUGCGGCCAGUAGAGCCUACACCUGUUCGUACACACGCCUUCGGAAAUCCAUUCAAGACGGAUAAGAAGAGUCUUGCUAUAGACGAGGUUGGUGAAGGACCAGUUGGUGCUAACGCAGCUGUGCCGACAACAAAGGAAUCAAGAAGGGAGCGUGUAAAGGGAGAUGGAGUAGGGCGACCACCAAAAAGGAAGCCAGGUCCAGUGUCACCAAACUGUUUGCAACAGUGGAGGGAACGACGGCAAACGCUUAGUGAAAGAUCUUCGGUGGUGUCCGAUUUGUCGUACACGUCAGAUCUGGACUUGGAAGUGCCGAGCACAAGUAGCGAUACACUCGAUGACAUGGAAGUGAGCGAGGUCACCAACGGAAUAGACAACACAACGCUGAUAGAGCUAGCAGGAUUGGAGCCGGAAGCUGAAAGUGCGGAUGAAGAAGAGGAAGAAGAAGCGGUUGCGUCUCCACCAAAACGGAGGAAAACCGAGCGAUUAUCGGAGGAACAAAUGUUUGAGCGAAAGCUUCGGAUAGCACAAAUCGUUCGGCGGCACGCGAACAAUGGGACUGUCUGGACAGAUUUGUGUCGCGAGACAUCUGCAAACGGUUCUCUCCUGGAUCAGUUGGAUUUGGCUGAUUUCGCCUUGCGCGAUUCGCGUCGCUUUAAGCGCCGUGCACUAGCCGAUCAGCUGACCGCGGAGAUGCAGCGGUUACGUAAGCUGCUCGCCAUGCUUCUACUCUCAACGUUCUACGGAUCUCCAUCGACGGUGUUUCUUCCAUGGUGCGCUGAUAAUUUAGCGAAGCUAGACCUUAAUGGCAAAGAAUAUGACGUGUAUUUCGUUUCAAAGCUUGUGAUAGUUCGAGUACUUCAACAACUUUCGGCUUUGAAAUGA
Cooperia oncophora is the source of this 1041-nucleotide messenger RNA. The record is from the annotation of a GenBank genome assembly. NCBI's taxonomy places the organism in Eukaryota, Metazoa, Nematoda, Chromadorea, Rhabditida, Trichostrongylidae.